Molecule: messenger RNA, 3209 nt
Organism: Poecilia latipinna (sailfin molly)
Lineage: Eukaryota; Metazoa; Chordata; Actinopteri; Cyprinodontiformes; Poeciliidae
Product: plexin A3-like
Exons: 23
Biological process (GO): regulation of cell migration; semaphorin-plexin signaling pathway
Cellular component (GO): semaphorin receptor complex; plasma membrane
Molecular function (GO): semaphorin receptor activity
Source: RefSeq, a predicted model, not a curated record
UAUCAGCAGAAUUCAGUCGGUACCAAUAAAAGUUCGGUACCCAUCCCUACAGGUGACCCUGCUGGACCAAUCAGAGUCUCUCCCUCUCUCCUCAGGUGUACUUCCUGUGUCAGCAGCAGCUUUCCCUGCCUCUGGUGUAAAUUUCGCCACAUCUGCACCAACAACCUGAAGGACUGCUCCUUCCAGGAGGGCCGGGUCAGCAGCAUGGAGGGCUGUCCCCAGAUCCUCCCCACCGCUGACAUCCUGGUUCCGGCUGGGAUGGUGCGUCCGAUCACGCUCCGGGCCCGGAACCUGCCGCAGCCACAGUCGGGUCAGAAGAACUACGAGUGCGUGUUCAGCAUCCAGGGCAAGGUGCAGCGCAUCCCCGCCGUGCGCUUCAACUCCUCCUGCAUCCAGUGCCAGAACACCUCGUACUGGUACGAAGGAGAUGAGGCCGGAGACCUCCAGGUGGACUUCUCCAUCGUCUGGGACGAAAACUUCCUGAUUGACAAGCCCACCUUCAUGAAAGCUUUGCUGUAUAAGUGUGAAGCGCAGCGCUCCAGCUGUGGCCAGUGCCUCAAAGCGCCCCCUGUGUUCGAGUGCGGGUGGUGCGUGGAGAGCAGGAAGUGUCUCCUGCGGCAGCACUGCCCCUCGCCGGAGCAGAACUGGAUGCACCACGGCCGCCACAACCUGCGCUGCAGCCAUCCGCGCAUCACCAAGAUCGACCCGCUGACCGGACCCCGCGAGGGCGGCACCCGCGUCGCCAUUGAGGGCGAGAACCUGGGUCUGCAGGUCAAGGAGAUCACGCACAUCCAGGUGGCCGGCGUCCGCUGCAACCCGGUGCCGUCGCUGUACGUCAGCGCUGAGAGGAUCGUGUGCGACAUGGCCGAAGCCCUGCUGCCCCACUCGCCCGGCGGGCCGGUGGAGCUCUGCAUCGGCGUGUGCAGCGCCGAGUACCGGACCCUGUCCACCCAGACCUACUCCUUCGUGAGCCCAAGCUUCACCCGGAUCCGCCCCCUGAUGGGGCCCGUCUCCGGAGGAACCCGGCUGACGGUGAUCGGGCGACACCUGGACUCCGGCAGCGGCGUCUCUGUGUUUGUCCACAAGGAGGAGUGUCUGUUUGUGAAGCGCACCAAUCGGGAGAUAGUCUGCAUAACACCCGCCUCGCCAACCGGCGCCGGCCUUGCCCCCGUGCGCCUGAUGAUCGACCGGGCCGAGGUGACCAACACCGAGGUCAGCUACAGCUACAGCGAGGACCCAACCAUCUCCGGCAUCGAGCCCAACUGGACCAUCCUCAAUGGCAGCACGCUGAUCACGGUGACCGGAACCAACCUGCAGACCAUCCAGGAGCCAAAGGUCAGGGCCAAGUACGGCGGCGUGGAGACCAGCAACUACUGCACCGUGGUCAACAACAGCACCAUGACCUGCCUGGCUCCCGGCCUCGUCUACAACAAGCCUGACCCGCCAGAGGGGGCGCUGCGGCCCGAUGAGUUCGGCUUCAUCUUGGACCAGGUGUCGUCUCUGCUGGUCCUGAACUCCACCCCUUUUACCCACUACCCCAACCCGACCUUCGACCCGCUCGGCCCCGCCGGGAUCCUGGAGGUCAAGCCGGGUUCCCCCAUCAUUCUGAAGGGGAAGAACCUGAUCCCGGCGGCGCCCGGCAACGCCCGGCUGAACUACACCGUCCUCAUCGGAGAAUCGCCCUGCCUGCUCACCGUCUCUGAGAACCAGCUGCUCUGCGACUCGCCGGACCUGACCGGGGAGCAGCGGGUCGCGAUCCAGGUGGGCGGUCUGGAGUACUUCCCGGGGAUUCUCCACAUUUACUCCGACAACACGCUGACGCUGCCCGCCAUCAUCGGCAUCGGCGCGGGCGGCGGCGUUCUGCUCAUCGCCAUCAUCGCCGUGCUCAUCGCCUACAAGAGGAAGACCCGAGACGCCGACCGGACGCUGAAGCGCCUGCAGCUGCAGAUGGACAACUUGGAGAGCCGGGUGGCGCUAGAGUGCAAAGAAGCCUUCGCCGAGCUGCAGACUGACAUCCAGGAGCUGACCAACGACAUGGACGGAGUCAAGAUCCCCUUCCUGGAGUAUCGGACCUACACCAUGAGGGUCAUGUUCCCCGGCAUAGAGGAGCACCCGGUGCUCAAGGAGCUCGAUUCUCCUGCCAACGUGGAGAAAGCUCUGCGUCUCUUCAGCCAGCUGCUCAACAACAAGAUGUUCCUGCUCAGCUUCAUCCACACGCUGGAGGCCCAGAGGUCCUUCUCCAUGCGGGACCGAGGGAACGUCGCCUCCCUGCUGAUGGCCGCUCUGCAGGGUCGGAUGGAGUACGCCACGGUGGUGCUGAAGCAGCUGCUGGCGGAUCUGAUAGAGAAGAACCUGGAGAACCGGAACCACCCCAAGCUGCUCCUCAGGAGAACAGAGUCUGUUGCUGAGAAGAUGCUGACCAACUGGUUCACCUUCCUGCUGCAUCGCUUCCUGAAGGAGUGCGCCGGGGAGCCGCUCUUCAUGCUCUACUGCGCCAUCAAGCAGCAGAUGGAGAAAGGGCCGAUCGACGCCAUCACCGGAGAGGCGCGCUACUCUCUGAGCGAAGACAAGCUGAUCCGGCAGCAGAUUGACUACAAGCAGCUGACGCUGAUGUGCAUCCCUCCGGAGGGCGAAGCCGGAACCGAGGUGCCGGUGAAGGUUCUGAACUGUGACACAGUGACCCAGGUCAAAGACAAGCUGCUGGACGCCGUCUACAAAGGAAUCCCGUUCUCCCAGCGGCCGCAGGCUGACGACAUGGACCUCGAGUGGCGGCAGGGCCGACUGACCCGGAUUAUCCUACAGGAUGAAGACGUGACGACCAAGAUAGAGAGCGACUGGAAAAGGCUGAACACGUUGGCUCACUACCAGGUAACAGAUGGUUCCCUGGUGGCGCUGGUCCAGAAGCAGGUUUCUGCCUACAACAUCGCCAACUCCUUCACCUUCACCAGAUCCCUCAGCAGAUACGAGUCCUUACUGCGGACGUCCAGCAGUCCCGACAGCCUGAGAUCCAGAGCUCCAAUGAUCACCCCAGACCAGGAGACAGGAACUAAACUUUGGCACCUGGUGAAGAACCAUGAGCACAGCGACCAGAGAGAAGGAGACCGGGGCAGCAAGAUGGUCUCUGAGAUCUACCUGACCAGACUGCUGGCCACCAAGGUAACGCCUUAAAACAGACUGCUGGCCACCAAGAGUUCUUGGCUCUUUUGCAG